CGCGCGGCUCCGGCCCACAGCCCCAGCCUCUCCUCCGCGCCUUCCCCCAUGGGUCUUCCACGGGGCUCGCAGCAGCAGAAGCAGCGCCCGUCAGGCGUUUUAGGGGCCUGAGUGAGCCCGUCCCGCCGCCCCCCUCCCUAUGACACGCGUGCCAGGUCCGGGGCUCCGCCGCCGCGCUGUGCGAGGGCAGGCUUUACCUGACACCCUGUUCCCCCUCAGCCCGCCACGCCCCUCCCUUCCUCCUCCGUCCCCUCUUGGCCAGUGGUGAGCGGGAGGAGCUCAGCGCGGGCGCCGCCCGGCUCAGGCUAUAAGAUCGAGGCGCGCGCGACGUCCCGGGGAAACCGCGAGGGGGCGAGGCGAGCGAGACCGAAUCUCUCUGAGGAACCCACACAAGCGUGAGCAUGGCGUCCUCGGCGAGGUCCACUCCCCCGACCUCCAGGAGGAUUCGGGACGACAUCAACCUCCCGACCAGCAAGUGCGACGUGGUCGUCGUAGGGGGAGGCAUCUCAGGUCUGUCUGCUGCCAAACUGUUGGCAGAAUAUGAAAUUGAUGUUGUGGUUUUAGAGGCACGGAACCGAGUUGGAGGAAGGACUUACACUCUGAGGAAUGACUUCGUUGAUUAUGUAGAUAUUGGUGGAGCCUAUGUAGGACCUACUCAAAAUAGAAUCCUACGAUUAUCUAAGGAGCUGGGUUUAGAGACUUAUAAAGUAAAUAUAAAGGAAUGCCUUAUUCAUCAUGUAAAGGGAAAAUCUACAGCUUUCAGGGGUACCUUUCCUCCAGUGUGGAAUCCCAUAGCAUAUCUGGAUUAUAACAAUCUGUGGAGGACAAUAGAUCACAUGGGCAAGGAGAUUCCUUCUGAAGCUCCCUGGCAGGCACCUCAUGCUGAAGAAUGGGACAGGAUGACCAUGAAGGAUCUCAUUGAAAAGAUCUGCUGGACUAAAACUGCCAGGCAAUUUGCUUUUCUUUUUGUGAAUAUCAACGUUACGUCUGAACCUCAUGAAGUUUCUGCCCUCUGGUUCCUGUGGUAUGUGAAGCAGUGUGGGGGCACAACUAGAAUAUUUUCUGUCAGCAAUGGGGGCCAGGAAAGGAAGUUUAUUGGAGGUUCUGGUCAAGUUAGUGAAAAGAUCAUGGAACUUCUUGGAGAACGAGUAAAGCUGGAGAGGCCUGUAUCCUAUAUUGAUCAGUCAGGUGAUGGUGUCCUUGUGGAGACUGCAAACCAUGAGAGAUAUGAGUGCAGAUAUGUAAUUAGUGCGAUCCCUCCAAUCUUGACUUGCAAGAUCCACUUCCGACCAGAACUUCCAUCAGAGAGAAACCAGUUAAUCCAGCGGCUUCCAAUGGGGGCCAUCAUUAAAUGUGUGACGUAUUACAAGGAAGCCUUUUGGAAGAAGAAGAAUUACUGUGGCUGCAUACUCAUUGAAGAUGAUGAUGCUCCAAUUUCAAUCACCUUAGAUGACAGUAAGCCAGAUGGAUCUAUACCUGCCAUCAUGGGGUUUAUCCUUGCCAGGAAGGCUCAUCAACUUGCCACCAUUAGUAAGGAGCUAAGGAAGAGGAAAAUCUGUGAACUUUAUGCAAAAGUGUUGGGAUCACAAGAAGCUUUGCAACCAGUCCAUUAUGAGGAGAAGAACUGGUGUGAAGAUCAGUACUCUGGAGGCUGCUACACGGCCUACUUCCCUCCAGGGACCAUGACUCAGUAUGGAAGGGUUAUCCGCCAGCCGGUUGACAAGGUUUAUUUUGCUGGGACAGAGACAGCAACCUAUUGGAGUGGAUACAUGGAGGGAGCAGUGGAAGCUGGAGAAAGAGCAGCUAGAGAGGUGUUGAAUGCCUUGGGGAAGGUGGCAAAAAAAGACAUUUGGGUACCAGAACCAGAGUCAAAGGAAGUUCCAGCCCUGACAAUCACCACCACCUUCUGGGAGAGAAACUUACCGUCAGUCCCAGGCCUGCUGAUGGCUCUCGGAAUGUCCUCUUCUAUAAUUGCCCUCUGUGUGAUGAUUUGCAAAUGCAGGAGCUUCAUACGAUAGAUUCUAAAAUUUCAUUUUCAUGCUUUCUGCUUCUUCCUUCCCAGCAGCAUCAAAAGGAAAAUCUGGAAAAAUUAAAUGCGGUAACGUUGGACCCUAUUUUUGUGCACUGGAUUUUACAAGCCAAUUCUUUUCCCUGUCAGUGUUAAAGUCAUCCCCCCAAAACAAAACAAAACAAAGCAAAUCCCACUCAAUCAGUUUCAAUAAGAGCAAGGUUUAUCCCAUCACUUGUAUGUGCAAAUUAACUUGUGUUCAUUGAUAGAAUAAAACCAUAUUGUCAGAUUUUAAAUUUCAGGAAAUUAAAACUCUCAAGGGAAAGCAUUUAAAGGUCAGAUGCUCAUAAGAAACAAUCACUUCUAUAUCCUGAUUUCCUCCUUUAAAAAUGGGAACACCUUAUGAUUUCAUAAAUAAAUUUCUUUUUAACCUCUCCAUAGUGGCUCCAUAAGUUAAGCAUCAAUCCCAUGAAAUAAUCAUCACAGCAAGGAGGCCAGCCUGAGGGCCACAUGGUAGUGGUGACUAAAGUAUAUUCUUGGGGCCCUCUUUCCACCCUUGGGGAUGGGGGUGUUUAUAAAGGGCCCACUGUUCACAGAGUUUCCUGGGGUGAGUGGGCCUUUCUCUAAAUCGUUUUAAUGUGGUACUAGAAAUAAAAACAUUGGAUUGCAGUGAGUGUUUAGAAGCAUAUCUUGUGUACAUCUGCUGUGGAGAAUGCGUUUCAUUUCUGAUUUCCACGAAUUGUCUUAUGAUCUGGUCUUUUCUGUUGCCGUGUGUGUGCGUGUGUGUGCACGUGUGCGUGUGUGUACAUACAUGUGUAUGUACAUGCGUAUGUCUGUGUGUGUUUUCCUUUGCUGCUAUAGAUGUAUUCUAAACCUGAGGAGAAUGUAUUUACUGAUGUAUACAGCUUAAAGUGUUGUGCCAGUUGGUUAGGAUAAAGUCUAUAAAUAGAAUCUUAUAUUAAUCCAAACAAAGCGUUUUUCUAAAGGAUUAUAAUUACUGUAUUCUUACAGAUAAAACCAGUAUGCCUUCCCCCUCCACCCCCACCCCCACCCCCACCUCUAGUUACUCUGUGACAUUGGGGAGAAAAUCAAUUUAAUCAUCAUCAGUAAAACCUGAAAUGUGAGUUUGGGGCCAGAAUCUAAGCUGGGGGUGGGGGAGGCUCUCAGAAGCUUCUUUCGUUUUCUGAUUGUGGCUGUUUUACACUUAGACAAGAGGGUCUACAACUUUGAUGCUACUUCUGUUUUCCUAGCACCACUUUUUUCUGUAUUAUGAUUAGAUGGCAAUCAGACCAAAUAUUUUGAUGAAAUAUUGUUGCUAAAGAUUGAAAUUGUACUCAAAUACAGUAACAAAUUUUUAGAUUUCAGACUACUAUAUAUUUUGAAAAAUAAUUCUGAAGGAUAUCAAAUGUAAUCUUAUAAAUCACUCAUCAAAAAGAAAGUAGAAAUCAGUGAAAAUGAUCUGACCUUUUACAUUUAUUUUGCUUUAAAUAAAAGGCAGGAAACCAAGUGGAUUAUAAAUGUCCUUUAUUCUAGAAGACAUAUUGGUCAGUACAUGUACAUGUUUCUUUCUCAUGAUGCCAUUUUGCUGUCACACUUUUGAAAACUUUAUUAAAUCCAAGGUAGCACUUCUAAACAAACAGAAGGAAUGUCUUGUUAAUGGUAAUGUGAGAUAGCAAAAAAAAAAAAAAAAAAGAAGAAGAAGAAGAAGAAGAGACAGCCCAUUCAGAUAAUAAUAAUAGAAAGUAAUUUAGAAGAUCUGGCAAAGUCAAUCUUGGCAAUGCAUUGAGUAUCUGCGUGUAAUAAUUUGUCCAAUAUCAGUCCAGGGACCAGGGUGUUUCGCUUAAAUGAAUUUUCCAGAUAACUGAAGCUUAACCCUUCAGGUGCCAAAACUUUAAAAAUGUUAACUUUUUAUUGAGCUCUCUUAAGGUGUAUUAGGCCAUCUACUUUCAUAUUCUUAUUAAACAAAAAUUUAGCUUUUUCUUGAUUUCUCAGGGCUCUCAUUGUAAACACCAAUUAUACACCUGCUCAGUGCCCUCAGAAGCUACUUUUCCCAUCCAGAAACUUACAUUAAGUGAUUCUUCAGCCUCUCCUGGAUCCUCCUUCACUACUAUUGUCAUUUGUCAGGGCCAGCUUUGCCCUUCUUUCUCAGUCUACCACUGCUUAUAGACUCUUAAGAACUAUUGGUUGCCAAAGGAAACUAGAUAAAGUUGAUUUAUCAAAUCCCCACCUUCUUAAAGAGCACUGCUCUGAGGUAGCAGGAAGCCUGGAAGACUUCUCAAUGAAAAGUAGCCUUUGAGACAUACCUUGCAUACCUGUAUACCUUGUAGCUUUAAACCCUUGGCUGGUUGCUUUCAGGUUUUCUGCUCUAUUCCCUGGGUAGAUGAGAUUGCUGUAAUCUAGUCAGUCACAUCAGCCCUAGCUCUUCAGUGGAGAACCAUUGAUUUAGGUUUCUUUGGAUAUGGCAUGAGGGUCAGAUUUAAUAAUAGCUAAGGGGUGUUAUUAGCAUCUGACUCCCAAGGUUUAUAUGCAUCUGUGGUAUAGAGGAUGGAAAUAGCUUUGACCAGGAUUCAGAAGACUGAUGAGUUCAGUGACUUUGAACAAGUCACUUGCCCUCCCUGGGGCCUCAGUUUCCUCCUCUGAAAAAACAAGAGAAACCUUAUUCCCUCUUGUUCUUAGCCAAUCUGUUCUAGUCAGUCCAGUUGUCUUAAACUAGAAAUUAAAUCAAUCACAAAAUAAGUGCCAAUCCAGACAUUUUCAUGGAAUCAGCUAGGAUUUAUAGAUCAUGUUGCCUGGCUGAACAGAGACUGUAAUAAUCUUUUUUGAACCAAAUGAAUGAAGUCACUUUGUGAAAUCUGAUAGGGUAUAGGCUUAUUAGGCCAUCUACUUUAGAAUUUCAGAUUAAAAUAGGAGUCCCAUGGUAAGAUCCCUAGAAAGGGAUAGCAGUUAACCCUUGGUGGUUUUUAACUGUGUUAUGAAAAAUUUUAACAUACUGUAUUAUGGGAAAACUUUGAAGGAUUGGGGAAUGUGUUCAAUUUGUCAGUUUAGUGUCUGAUGUUUUGUGCCUCAAGUUUGCCUCAAAGCUGCAUCUGUGGAAGUAUGUGUAUGUUCUUUGGCUAUAAAGUAAGAUUUUUGCCUUUACUGUUUUGUUUGUUAAUAAAGUAGAAUGAAUAUCA
Molecule: messenger RNA, 5181 nt
Organism: Dromiciops gliroides (monito del monte)
Lineage: Eukaryota; Metazoa; Chordata; Mammalia; Microbiotheria; Microbiotheriidae
Product: amine oxidase [flavin-containing] A-like
Exons: 16
Coding region: 402-2018 (538 amino acids)
Molecular function (GO): oxidoreductase activity
Source: RefSeq, a predicted model, not a curated record